This is a messenger RNA of Diversispora eburnea, 2724 nucleotides long. NCBI's taxonomy places the organism in Eukaryota, Fungi, Glomeromycota, Glomeromycetes, Diversisporales, Diversisporaceae. The record is from the annotation of a GenBank genome assembly.
AUGUUUUCGGUCACAAAAGAUUUUAUGAAUAAAGAGGCCCCACCAAAUUAUGUGGCAGGUCUUGGUAGAGGGGCUACUGGAUUUACGACACGAUCCGAUAUUGGACCUGCCCGAGAAGGCCCGUCGGAUUUUAGUGAUGCGCUACAAAAGAAAGCUCAACAAGACGAAGAAGACGACGACGAGCGUUUUCAAGAUCCCGAUAAUGAAACGGGUCUUUUCGCAUCGGCACCAUAUGAAGAGGAUGAUGAAGAGGCUGAUAAGAUAUAUGAGGCCAUUGAUUCAAAAAUGGAUGAACGACGAAAAGCUAGAAGGGAGGCCCGUGAAAAAGAAGAAUUAGAAAAAUAUCGGGCGGAAAGACCUAAAAUUCAACAGCAAUUCGCUGAUUUAAAACGGGGUUUAGCUUCAGUCACAAAUCACGAAUGGGCGAACUUACCCGAUGUGGGAGAUCUUGUAGGAAAAAAUCGUAAAAAAACGAAUUUACGCGAACGAUAUUACGCAGUCCCAGAUUCUCUCCUUGAAAAGGCCAGAGAAGAGAGUCAAUACAUCAAUAAAUUAGACGCCCAACAACAAAAAUUUGGGGGAUUUACAACACCUUCUCCUGAUACGGGAAUGAUGACUAACUUUAUUGAAAUUGGUCAAGCUAGAGAUAAAGUGUUAAGUUUGAAAUUAGAUCAAAUAUCUGAUUCAGUGAGUGGACAGACCACAGUAGAUCCAAAGGGUUAUUUGACAGAUCUAAAUAGUGUAGUUAUUAAAAGUGAUGCAGAAAUUGGGGAUAUCAAAAAAGCUCGAUUAUUACUGAAUUCAGUUAUUUCCACUAAUCCUAAACACGCACCAGGUUGGAUUGCGGCUGCUCGUUUGGAAGAGGUGGCAGGAAAACUUGCUCAAGCACGUAUAAUUAUUGCUAAAGGAUGUGAAGAAUGUCCUAAAAAUGAAGAUGUUUGGCUUGAAGCUGCACGUUUAAAUAAUCCUGAUGCUGCAAGAACUAUUUUGGCAAAUGCAGUUCAACAUCUUCCUCAAUCAGUAAAAAUAUGGCUUCACGCAGUAAAAUUAGAAACUGAUCAAAAAGGUCAAAAAAAAGUUUUACGAAGGGCUUUGGAAUUCGUUCCUAAUUCAGUGAAACUUUGGAAAGCAGCAGUUAAUAUGGAAGAAAAUCCAUCUGAUGCACGUAUCUUGUUGGCACGGGCUACAGAACUUGUUCCUUUAUCUGUGGAAUUAUGGCUAGCUUUAUCAAGACUUGAAAGUUAUGAUAAUGCCAAAAAAGUUUUAAAUCGUGCACGCACUCACAUACCUACUUCUCAUGAAAUUUGGAUAGCAGCUGCACGUCUUGAAGAACAACAAGGCAAUGAAAAAAUGACAGACAAAAUCAUAGCUCGUGCUGUUACUGUACUUUCUGAGAAAGGAAGCGUAUUAGGCAGAGAUCAAUGGUUACAGGAAGCUGAAAAUUGUGAAAAAGAAGGUAGCGUUGGCACAUGUCAAGCCAUAGUUAGAAAUACCAUUAAUAUGAAUAUAGAGGAACAAGAUAAAAAAGCUAUAUGGAUGGAAGAUGCAGAAAGUUGCAUAUCACAUGGAUCCAUAGAAACGGCUAGAGUUAUAUACGCUCAAGCUUUAAAAGCUUUUCCUGGGAAAAAAUCAAUUUGGAGGAGAGCAGCAUUUUUAGAAAAAUCACAUGGUACAAGAGAAUCACUUGAGGAAUUGUUACAGCGGGCUGUUAGAUUUUGUCCUCAAGCUGAAGUUUUGUGGCUUAUGGGUGCUAAAGAAAAAUGGCUUGCACGCGAUGUUAAUGGUGCUCGUGCCAUUUUAACUGAAGCUUUCAAAGCAAAUCCAAAUAGCGAACAAAUAUGGUUAGCUGCGGUAAAACUUGAAGCUGAAAAUGGAGAAUAUGAACGUGCUAGAAUGUUAUUACAAAAAGCUAGAGAGCAGGCAGGCACAGAAAAAGUAUGGAUGAAAUCAAUUGUUUUGGAGAGACAACUUGGUAAAAUUAACGAGGCUUUAACAUUAUUGGAUGAAGCUUUGAGCAAAUAUCCUACAUUCGAUAAGUUAUGGAUGAUCAAAGGUCAAAUUGAAGAUGAAAAAGGAGAUUUACCCAAAGCACGUGAGGCCUAUCGUGAAGCCGUAAAGAAUUGUCCGAAAUCUAUUCCUUUGUGGAUACUUGCUUCUCGUUUAGAAGAAAAGGUAGGUCUUUUAAUUAAAGCUAGGGCUACACUUGAGGGAGGACGUCUAUUAAAUCCGAAAAAUCCAGAAUUAUGGUGUGAAGCUAUUCGAGUUGAAUUAAGAGGAAGCAAUAUAAAUAUGGCUAAAGUUUUAUUAGCUAAAGCUUUGCAAGAAUGUCCAAAUUCAGGUCUUCUAUGGUCAGAGGCAAUUUUCAUGGAACCUCGUGCACAACGCAAGACCAAGUCGGUUGAUGCACUCAAAAAGUGUGAUAAUGACCCAAUUAUUAUUUCUACCGUGGCUCGUUUAUUUUGGGCUGAACGUAAAGUGGAUAAAACACGUACUUGGUUUGAAAAAGCAGUUAAGGUAGAUCCUGAUCGGGGAGAUUCUUGGGCAUGGUUUUAUAAAUUUGAAUGUCAACACGGCACAGAGCAACAACAAGAGGAUGUUAUUACAAGGUGUGUGGCUGCCGAACCACAUCACGGUGAAAAAUGGCAAGCAGUAGCAAAAGACAUGAAAAAUGUUGGCAAGAACGCAGAACAAAUUCUUAAAUUGGUCGCAAACACUCUCUCUUGA